UGCUGCGUUCCUUCUUACCUGCUCAGAAAUCUCACCUUAUUCUUGUCUUUUCAUUUCUCUUCCCUUGCAUCCACAAGAAAAUAUUCGUGCCGAUCAUCAGUGCCGAAAUAUUAGCGCACAAAACAAAAAUCAUACCUCGUGUCUGGAAUUUCAAUACUAUUCCUGAAUGCGACUAAACUGAAUCUUCUCCAAGCUCCAGCUCAACUUUACGAAUUCUGGAAUAAUUAUUUGUUCAACAUGUAUGUGUAGCUUCUGUGUGAAUAGUUUCCACGUGACUCGUACUCACUAAGAUCUCAGUGUAUUAGUUCCAAUAUGUGACUCAAAUGUGUAAAUCUUGGAGAUCGGUUAAUAAUCGUGUGGGUCGAUUUGCUUCGAAGCAAGAUAAAUUAGUGAACUGAUUGCUUUAUUAUUGGGUGUUAGCUUUAUGUUAAUUAAAGUGGAUUAUGCAGUUUCUAAGUGCCACGUAGUGAACAGUCAGUGACGAUUUUAAGUUGGAAUUUGAAUAAAAAUUCAGGUACCACGACGGACUUAGUGCCUCAAUUGCUUGGGAUGUUCGACGAGCUCGCAAAAAGGGGGAAUGGCUACUCAAAUCAUGUAGUCUUACCGUCAUCCUGCAACAUACCAGCAGCCCUGCAAAAACGUCUUAGCCUGGUCUCGCAAUCCCACCGAGAAUCCAUAUUAGGCCCUUUGUGCUCUUCCGAAUCCACAAUCAACAGCAAGACGAAUUUGGAAGAAGUGCCGCAUGAAAUGGAAUUCAAUAAAACCGUCGAAGGCUCUAAUCAGAUGGAAAUUACCAUUUGCAGCGACUCCAAGGUCAUCAAGGAGGAUGAUACCGUUUCCUCGAUCACUCUUAAAGAAAGGAGUGCUUCCGAGAACAAAUCACUUUAUCGCCGAGAAAAUAAUGAGCUAACGCCGCUCAGGUAUAGCAGACAUCGAAGAACAGGAAGUAGACCAUUGUCCGGAAGUUCCAUUGCUUCCAGCACCUCGUCCAGUGGCUGCAGUAAUCAGGGAAACACGUGUCCCGCUAAUCCCUGUUUGACCUCAGUGGAAUCACUUGCUGACACUUGUGCCAGUUCUCAAGGCUCCGGAGAUAGCGGCGUCGUUGUAACGGUGUCAGAAGCUAGUUGUCGAAUAGAAGGUGGAAAUAGUAUGGAUAUUAAUUCCUUAGUAAAUCACAGGCCUCGAUAUUGUGAUCCUCACAGAAAUCCUGUUGAAAGGGUCCUUCUCGAAAUUGUGGACACCGAAGCCAUUUAUGUUGAACACCUUCGACAAGUCAUUCAAGGAUACCUUAUAUUUUGGAGAGACGAUCCAGCUUCUCUAGUACACCAUUUACAACUAAGUGAUUUAUUUAGCAAUAUUGAAGACAUAUUUGAAUUUAAUAGGAAAUUUCUGACCGAAAUAGAAAAUUGUUGUUUGGAUCCAAUUUGCGUGGCAAACACCUUCAUCAAGCACAAUUCAGGAUUUAAAGUUUAUACAGAAUAUUGCACAAAUUACCCCAGGACGGUUUCAGUUUUAACGAAACUGAUGGGCCAAGAGGAAUUAGCGAGUGCUUUCAAAGAGAGGCAAGCAGCUUUGCAUCACGCUUUACCCCUCGGAGCUUUUUUAUUGAAGCCAGUUCAAAGAAUUUUAAAGUAUCACUUACUUUUGAAGAAUUUAGCGAAAGAGUAUGGUGCUGGUUACUACGACAAAGAAAACCAAGUCGAGGGGAGCAAGGCGAUAGAAGGUGCUCUGGAAGCGAUGAACGGUAUCGCGGAUCAUAUCAAUGCAAUGCAAAAGAAACACGAACACGCUGUGCGGGUUCAAGAAAUACAGUCUCUAUUGUAUGGCUGGACUGGUCCCGAUUUGACCACGAGUGGAGAACUGGUCGCGGAAGGAAGAUUCCGUAUGCGAGGUGCCAAAGCUCCCAGACACGCCUUCCUCUUCGAAAAAAUGCUUCUCCUCACCAAAAAGAAAGAAGAUGGCCUGCUUGUCUAUAAAACUCACAUUAUGUGUUCAAAUCUAAUGUUGAUUGAAAGCAUCCCCGGAGAACCUUUUAGCUUUCACGUAAUUCCCUUCGACAAUCCACGUUUGCAGUAUACUUUACAGGCGCGAAAUUUGGAACAAAAGAGGGAGUGGACUCUCCAAAUAAAAAGUGUGAUUCUAGAGAAUUACAACGCAGUGAUACCGUCACAUGCGCGACAACUGGUAUUGCAAAUCGGGCAGAGGCAACCGGAAGAAGACUGCGGCACAAUAGACAAAGUUUUGGCAAAGAAGCAAUAUUCAUCACCGCCAGAGUAUUUGGAGAAAAGAAAACAAGAAAGGGAGAGAAGAAGGUCCGAGGCUGGCAUUCGCCAAAAGUUAAAAAAAGGAAGAAAAUCGGAUAGCCAUGGAACUGCAGUCGACUCUUCGCAUACGAAUCAGUUGGAAGACUCUAUCACAAACUGUGGAUCUAGAGAACAAAGCCUCAAUCGUUCCUGUGAUACGCGUGCCUCGAAAGUCAAGGAUCGGUUUACAAGCUGGAGAAGGAAGUCUGAGCCUGGAUUUCAGUCCUACAUAAGUCUGAACAUGUCUGACGAGGAGCAGAAAGAAGAGCCAGUAGAUGCUGAAUUUAGAAACACAGAGAGUGACUGCACAGCCAUAACGAACGAAGACGACAAUUCUACGAUUAAUUCUGAAAGUAAUUCGUUAAUCGCCGAGACCAAAGACACAAAUGAGGAAGAACCUCAGCCCCAAACAGUUGAAGAAAUAGUAGGCCACAUCCUAAUGCAGAAUCAUGAAUUCCAAAAGCUCCUCGAGAAACAGAGAACCAACAGCAUUUUGAACGUCAGGCAACAACAACGAUUCAACAAAUGCAUUUCUGUUGAUAGUUCCGACGAGAGUGACACCGAAAAUACAAAUUACAGCCAUGACUCGACGAACAAUCGAAGUACCAGAUUACGAAGUUCCUAUAAUCGACGCGAACAAAGAUUCGUCAGGACAAACAACGCCUGGAAUUCUCUUUCUUCGACACUACAGCGUGACAAUCAGUCAUCUCUUCGAUUGCGAUACGACAAUCUUCGUCAAACAGAAGCCAAGUUGGAAGAGACGCAGAAGAAAACGAACCGAGUUCUGGAAAAAAGAGCAGUAUUCGAAGCUUUUAAGAGGCAGAGUAUCGUUACCGAGAGCAAGAUUAUCAAGACUGCGCUUCGAAUAAGGGAAAAUUCGACAUCGAGUGUUGAAGAAGUUCAGAGAGAGAAGCCUGGCGAGGCGAAGAAAACGGAAACCAGCAACAGUUGUGAGCGAGUUGAUGUUGAGAGUGAAGACUCGAAAGGGUUCGGAAAUUACGAUAAUUUGCAGCACGUCUGGGAGACUUUGAAAGAUGUGAAGGAUCAAGAAGGAAACGACAGUCCAAUAAGGCCGGCAGUCUGGUUAACGAAGCUCUGUGAAGGUUUGCCGAUCUCACCUCAAAAAAGCGGUUCGCUGCCUCGCAGCUUCCAAAUUAGCCCCACUUCUUGUCUACAUCCAACGAAGCCUAGGUUUCUCCAGAGGGACGGCAAGCCGAUGAGCGAGCGGCCUUUUACAAUCGCUUCGGAUAAACCUGCCGAGAUCAACUUGGAGGAUAUGGAAAGAUAUGCUUCUACUUGCCAAACCGGAGGCAGAAUUGCCAAGUUUCCUACCUCCGUUUCCACUUCGUCUUCGAAUUUCUUCGGUUCGUUCAACGAUGGAAUGACGGACGCCUACUCGGAUCUGCACAUCGCUCCUACCAUCACAAACGUUCAUCCUGACCAUAAAAUUUAUAGGCCAAACGGAAGCGGAAGCAUAACCUUCAAGAACGUCCUCUCCAAGGCUGGAAGUCGACUUCAAGGCCUGAGAUCCACCGCAAGCAGCGAAACUCUCGAGUACAGUGACGAAUUAGAACGAACAAAGUUUUACCGAUCCAUCAGUGGGGGCAAGACAAAAAAGAAGCACAAAUACAAAUCUUCCAGGGAAUCAUCAUCAGAUGUUGAGGAGAUGAUUGGGAACAUCAUCAACCGAACUCCCUUAAUUUAUUACAAACAGGGUAGUUCUAGUCUAGGAGCUCGCAUCGCUCAGUCCGACUACGCCGACCCAACAAUACUUUUCUGCGAAAGCAAAAGAGCAGAACUCGCUGCAUCCAAACAAAGUCUUUCGGAAAAUAAAGAUUCCGAAGACAUGAAAAGACAAGAAAAUAAAAGUGCCGAAGAUACCAAAAAAAUGAAAGAAGCCCGAAAAGCAGAAGAAAAAAGGGAGGAGGAACUACAUAAACAAAGGCUAGAUAGUGAAAAUGACAGCUUCUACGAAAGAUCGUUCGAAACUAUAGAAAAUUUUAUAGACGUUGAUGUUGAAGACGGUUUUAGAGAUAGUGCGAUUUUCAGUGAUGGGGAAGAUACUCUCACGAUUCGAUCUUCGCUCAUCGAAUUUGAAGAAGCAAUUAAUCGAAUGCCUAUUAAAGCUAAAGUUGCUCCUCCCGUUCCUGCGAAAAGAAGAUCAGAUUCUAACUCCUCGAGGCUUGGGUGCGAAGUUAAACCUAAACCGGUAGUUAUGCAAAAACCAGAGCAUCUGAAACUCAAAACAAAGGUUUUGAAAAACUCGGACGCUGAAAAUGCUCUCGAGUCCCUGGGUGAAAGUGAGGUACAGAAAUCUUCUAGUGAGGAUAAAAUUUCUUCUAUAAAUGAAGAGACCGACGAUGUUUCCGCCGGACAAAGUCAAGCUGGAUGGGUUCGAAAAAUGGUCGGACAAUUGCAAAGUCGCGUUGAAACUUGAUGCAGUGUUUAUUGAAUACCGACUUUUAUUUAAUAUUUUUCUGAGAAAGUCUUUGUGAUCUUACACGAUUUGCAUAAUCAAAAACCAUUCAAGGGCGAAUUUUAAAUAAAGGAUACUGAAUAGAACAAUUUUUUACGAAGAGCUUUUAAAGAUUGUGGAGCAUGUGUAUUUUAUCGUAAUAAAUCUUGUGAAAUCGUCAAAUUUUUAUUUCUUCGUGUGUGUUGUUAUAUUAUUUGUUCUGAACUUGAUUUUGACAACAAAAUUUAUUGUGCAAUAUAGAAAUGAUUUAUUAGCUGAUUGUUGACUCUGGAAACUAAUAUAUUGAACAAUCUGAAAUUAAUAUAUUAAACUAUUUUUAAAAAUUUUUGCAAGAUUCAUACGAUACAUUCUUUGUAAUGUUACAGUCACCCCUAAAUUGGGAGCAAAAGAAAAUAAUCGCUGAUGAUUGAUCGGAGAAUAUUUUCUCUUUGUGUCUCUAACUGUUUUAUAAAUAUUUCAACGACUAUUAGAGCUUCUCAAGUGCCUAAUAUAAUAUUGUGCGAUACAAUUUUGAGUAUAAUAGUUUCGCUCUGCUAUUGUAAUCUUUGUCUAAGAUCGGGUAGUGAGAAGUAAAAACUGUCAAGCGUUUUGCGAACGAGCAUUAAUAGAGGCAAUCUGUAUAUAGGAGACAAUGUACUAGAAAGUAAGUCUUGCACUUGAGAACUAAAAAAAGUACUGAUAAAUUAAGAUAGCAGUUUGACUGAAGAUCGAAAUUUCGACGUCGAUUAUCACCGCAAUAACUCGUUUCAUCUAAAUGUUAACACUUAUUCGACUAACAAUCGAAUGUUUUUAUUUUUUGCUCUAGCAUCGCGUUAAACUUUGUGUAGAUCUAACUCUAAUAGAGUACAAUAGUCUAGUUCUUGGAAAUUUAAUGUAUGUACUUAAAUUUUACAAAAGAGAAGGAACGCCGAAGUACACUUUUUAAUAUUUUUAUGACAAUAAACGAAAUAUGAAAAUA
This is a messenger RNA of Belonocnema kinseyi, 5737 nucleotides long. RefSeq lists its product as uncharacterized. NCBI's taxonomy places the organism in Eukaryota, Metazoa, Arthropoda, Insecta, Hymenoptera, Cynipidae. Bases 550 to 4740 code for a protein of 1396 amino acids. The transcript is spliced from 13 exons. Gene Ontology annotation, molecular function: guanyl-nucleotide exchange factor activity. The record is from RefSeq and is a predicted model, not a curated record.